Molecule: messenger RNA, 1383 nt
Organism: Theobroma cacao (cacao)
Lineage: Eukaryota; Viridiplantae; Streptophyta; Magnoliopsida; Malvales; Malvaceae
Gene: CAD6
Product: cinnamyl alcohol dehydrogenase 6
Molecular function (GO): zinc ion binding; oxidoreductase activity, acting on the CH-OH group of donors, NAD or NADP as acceptor
Source: RefSeq, a predicted model, not a curated record
AUGACAUGAUAAUAGGCUAACCUGUAGAAGGCACUUUCAUUUCUCUCAUCGCCUAACGCACUUUGGUAAUUGGGUCGAAAAUGGCGAACUCACCAGAAAAAGAGCACCCUGUUAAGACCGUCGGCUGGGCUGCCAGGGACGCAUCUGGUCAUCUCUCUCCUUUCAACUUCUCCAGAAGGGCAACCGGUGAAGAAGAUGUGAGGCUUAAGGUGUUGUAUUGUGGGAUAUGCCAUUCUGACCUUCACAAUAUCAAAAAUGAAUGGGGCCUCUCCAUCUACCCUAUGAUUCCUGGGCAUGAAAUUGUAGGGGAAGUGACUGAAGUAGGCAGCAAAGUGAAAAAGGUUAGGGUGGGAGAUAAAGUGGGAGUGGGAUGCAUGGUUGGUGCUUGCCACAGCUGUGAGAGCUGUGCCAAUGACCUGGAAAAUUACUGUCCUAAAGUGAUACUAACCUACAAUGGAAUUUACUAUGAUGGAACAAUGACAUACGGAGGCUAUGCAGAUUCAAUGGUUGCCAAUGAACGCUACGUUGUCCAGAUCCCUGAUGGCAUGCCCCUUGACGCUGCAGCUCCGUUGCUUUGUGCCGGAAUCACUGUUUACAGUCCACUGAAAUAUUUUGGACUGGGUGAAGCUGGAAAGCACAUCGGCAUUGUUGGCCUUGGUGGUCUGGGUCAUGUAGCUGUUAAAUUUGCCAAGGCCUUGGGGUCCAAAGUAACAGUUAUUAGCACGUCCCCUAAUAAAAAAACUGAUGCCUUGGAACAUCUUGGUGCUGAUUCGUUUUUGGUUAGCCGUGACCAAGGCGAAAUGCAGGCCGCCAUGGGUACUUUCGAUGGAAUCAUUGACACAGUCUCUGCUGUUCAUCCAAUUAUGCCAUUGCUUGGUCUUCUAAAAUCCCAUGGAAAGCUUAUUAUGGUGGGCGCACCCUACGAGCCACUUGAAUUACCUGUCUUUUCUUUGAUCAUAGGAAGGAAGACGAUGGCUGGGAGUGGCAUUGGAGGAAUGAAAGAGACACAAGAGAUGAUUGAUUUUGCAGCAAAACACAACAUAAAAGCAGACAUCGAAGUUAUUUCGAUGGAUUAUGUGAACAAAGCGAUGGAGAGACUUGGAAAGGGUGAUGUUAGAUACAGAUUUGUAAUCGACAUUGGAAACACCUUGGUUGCCACCAAGCCUUGAAGAUCAGCCGGCUCUGUCCAGCCAUGUUAAACUACUGCUUCAGUCAUCCUCAUUCGCUUUAAAAUGCUUGGUCAUUGGGGUAGUUUUGUGAUCGAACAACGCUUGCUUAAACAUAGACUCGUUAUCCUACACUUUAAACAGUCAAUGAAUAGUACUGAGUGCUUUAUGUUUUGGAGGUUUUAUUCUAUUUUUGGACGUGAGAAAUAUUGCGGAA